AUGAAAAGUGUUCUUUUUCUCACCGGGUUGGCCAGCACGGCCUACGCCCUGCCCUCUGAUGCGCACGUCGUCCACCAGACACGCAACGCUGUGCAAAAGGCUCAUUUUGUCAAGCACAGAGCCGUAGACGCCGAGACGGUGAUUCCUUUCCGGGUUGCUUUGAAGCAGUUCAACGUCGAGGCAGCAGAGGCCAAGCUCUACGACAUCUCCAACCCCAAGUCUCCCAACUACGGCAAGCACUUGACUGCUGCUGAGGUCGUCAAGUACUUUGCUUCUGAUGACAAGACUAUCGACUCCGUCAAGGAGUGGCUCGGUCAAGGUGGCAUCGACCACAAGGACAUCUACGUCAACCCUACUAAGACGUCCGUCCACGUCGAUGUUGACGCUGCCACCCUGGAGAAGCUUCUCAAGACAAAGUACCACGUCUACCGCAGCAACUCCUCUGGAAAGGACCAUGUCGGCACCGACGAGUACAGUCUUCCCAGCAACAUUGCCAACGUCGUCGACUUUGUGCACCCUGGUGUUUCUUCCGGCUCUACCGGCGUCAAGUUUGACCCCAAGAAGAAGGACGACGGCGUCAGCCAUUUUUCCAUUGAGCCUACGCGCCAGAUUGACGACAACGGCCUCAAGCGCAUCAAGGAUGCCCUCAAGGCCGCGCAGGCUGCCCCGACUACCGCCGACAACUCUACUACUGGUCCUCCCGAAUAUCUUAAGCAGAUUUGCAGCCUGUACAUCAUCCCCCAGUGCAUUUCCUACCUUUACAACAUUCCCCAGGCUACUCAGCACAACAUUUCCAACCCUCUGGGCAUGUACGAAUCCGCCGGCGACGUCUACGCCCAGGAGGACUUGGAUGCCUUCUUCAGCCUUCUUGCUCCCAAUAUCCCCAAGGGAACCGGCCCCAAGCUCAACUUGAUCAAUGGCGCCACUGCUCCCAAUAGCGUUGCUACUGCUGGCCGUGAAUCCGAAUUGGACUUCCAGAUGGCCUACCCCAUCAUCUACCCCCAGAGCACAGUCUUGUACCAAGUGCAAUACCUUUCCAAAGACGAGCUUUUCAGCGACUACCUCAGCGCCAUCGACAGCGACUUCUGCGCCCUUGACCCGCGUUUCAACGACCACAAGAUGUGCGGCACAUACGAACCCACCAACGUCAUCUCCGUUUCCUACGGUCUCCCUGAGGACCCUGCGCAUGCCGAUGAUUAUCACCGCGAAUGUAACGAGUUCCUCAAGCUUGGUCUCAUGGGCAUCACCACCGUCGUUGCUAGCGGCGACGCUGGUGUUAGCAACCGAAACGGCAUGUGUCUGGGAGCUCACCACGACGUCUUUGUAGGCGACAACCUCUGCUCGUGCCCCUACAUCUUGUCCGUCGGCGCUACUAAGCUCAACGCACUGGAUAAGCCUGAGGUUGCCGUCGACGGCUUCUCUUCUGGUGGCGGCUUCUCCAAUGUCCACCGUCGUCCCUCGUACCAGAACAACGUGCUAGACAACUACCUUCUCCGACACAACCCUAACUACCGCUCCUUCAACACCAGCGAUGGUGUCAUUCCCGACGACGGCGGCAUCUACAACCGCGGCGGCCGUGCUUACCCCGAUGUCGCUGCACUUGGAGAAGCUGGUGCCAUUGUCGCCAACGGCCGGUUCCAGGCUGUCGGCGGAACCUCCAUGUCUGCGCCCAUCAUUGCUGCCAUCUUCAACCGCAUCAACGAGCAGCGUCUUAGCAUCGGUAAGGGCCCCGUGGGUUUCGUUAACCCUGCGCUCUACGCUCUCGCUUCUAAGAAGGAGUACUACCAGUACUACUUCAAUGAUGUCACCGUGGGCGACCAGCGCUGGGGAGGAAUCGGCGACGACCGCCGGUACAGCGCUUGCGGUAACCUUGGCUUCUCAUGUGUCGAAGGCUGGGACCCUGUCACUGGUCUUGGAACUCCUCGUUACGACCGUUGGGAGAACUACUUCGUCAACCUUUAA
Molecule: messenger RNA, 1962 nt
Organism: [Torrubiella] hemipterigena
Lineage: Eukaryota; Fungi; Ascomycota; Sordariomycetes; Hypocreales; Clavicipitaceae
Source: the annotation of a GenBank genome assembly